Colletotrichum graminicola M1.001 is the source of this 1524-nucleotide messenger RNA. RefSeq names its product UBX domain-containing protein. The coding region runs from base 1 to 1524 and encodes 507 amino acids. NCBI's taxonomy places the organism in Eukaryota, Fungi, Ascomycota, Sordariomycetes, Glomerellales, Glomerellaceae. The record is from RefSeq and is a predicted model, not a curated record. The transcript is spliced from 2 exons.
AUGUCGCACGUGGUCGUAAUCGGCACGGACUUGCGGAGGGCGACCGUCAAAGUCAGCCCGGGCACCUACUUAACAGAUGUUUUGCAAGAGGCCUGCAAGAAGCUCAACUUGCCAAGCGAUAAGUACAUGUUGAAGCAAGUCGAUCUGUCCGUCGUCUGGAGAGUGAGCGGCCUUACUCCGGGUGCCAAACUCGAACUCGUACAGAAAUCCAACACACCUUCUGUCGUGUCCGUUGCACUCCAGCUGCCCGCUCCCGAAGCAAAUGCAGCCCCAAACGGCCGGUUAAUCGAGAAACUCCCCAGCGACUUCACAAUAUGGAAGGUCUUGCGCCAGUUUGAGAGCGGCGUUGUCAGUCAAGGGAAUAACCUCAACAUUACAGCAAGAGGGGUUGCACAAACAACAGACGGAGGCACGAGCGGGAGCGGCCAGAUGUACUAUGAGACGCCAGUCCUCAACAUCAUGGGUCGCGAACUGGCUACGUUUGACGACUUCCAGAAAACCCUUUCGCAACUUGGAUAUAACUCCGGCAGCGUCUUGAUCCGGCUGUCGUUCAGGAAGACGGGCCAGACUUUGUUCGAGGCCAUGGGCCAGAUCAGUCAGUUUUUCAACGAAGUCGAGGCGAAGACCAAGAAGACGGGCCAGACGUCGCCUACUGUGGAGGAAACGGAGAAGUCUGUAAUUGCCGAGAAGACACCUCAAGCUACAGCCCCGGAAGAUGAGAGCAAACCUUCUCCAGGGGCAGACACCUUGGAGAAACAACCAAACAGCGAUCCGCCAGAGCAAGAACCGUCGGGUCUGACUGAACCAACAGCGGAAACCAUGGACAUCGAUCAGCCAGAUACGGCAGACCCUUUGCAGCCGGUCAGUGUCUUCCGUGCUCCGAGCGGAAUGACACCUGCGGCAGCUCUGGCAGAUGUGCCAGAGGACGACUAUGCACCUACGAUUGCCCACGCACAACUACACCAGGCCCGGCUUCAGCAAAGCGCGCAGAACAAGCGGCUGUUGUCUGACAAGGAACUUGAAGCGCUCAGGCAAGCAGAGGAAGCUCGCCUCGCGGCCGUAGAUAAGGUGCCGAUGAAAGUGCGGUUUCCCGACAACACCUCUGCGCAAUGGACCUUUGGACACGAAGCGACUGGUGCCACCCUCUACCGGGCCGUCAGGUCAGUGAUGGCUGACAGCACCCAGGCCUUCAGGCUGGUCAUACCUGGCAGCAAGGUCAUCAUCAAAGACGAGGAUAGCCCGGGAAACCGCUUGAUUCACGACUACAAGCUCACGCGUAGUGUCCUUUUGAGCUUGGUCUGGAACGACAGUGUGCCGGUAGAUGUCCGCAAGAAGCCCUUCUUGAAGGGUAGCGUUGCUCAGAAGGCGACGGACAUCACAGUUCCUGAUAUUCCCAUGAGCGACGACAAGGAAGAGCAGCAAACAGUAGCCUCAUCGUCAAAACCGGAGAAGAGGGAGGGGAGUGGCGAUGGUAGCGUUGCGAAGAAGCUACCCAAGUGGCUUAAGUUGCCCGGAAAGAAGUAG